Macrosiphum euphorbiae (potato aphid) is the source of this 600-nucleotide messenger RNA. The record is from the annotation of a GenBank genome assembly. NCBI's taxonomy places the organism in Eukaryota, Metazoa, Arthropoda, Insecta, Hemiptera, Aphididae.
AUGAGAGUAGAAGCUUUACAAAAUCUUAUCAUUGAACAGGAAACUGCAGACUUUUCACCAGAAAUUGCCCAAGCGAUGGAAAUUUCCAUUAAGAGACAGGUAAUUCAAGUCUUUAUGGAAGGCUUGGGGAACCUAAAGGACUACAUUAAGGCCAGAAACCCACUAACCUUAGAUAAGGCCAUACAAGCCGCCCGAGAGGAAGAACGGAUUAGGAUGUCAUCCGAAGAAUCCAAGAAACUUUACAAAGGAAACGCGGUGGCAACGAAAAAGCCAAAUGGUUCUUGCAACAUUUGCAAUAAACCAGGACAUUGGGCCCGCGAUUGUAGAUCCAACCGAGGUAACAACACAAAUCAAUCAAAAAAUUCCAGCACGCCACACGGAACCUCCAAAGCCGCAGUGAACACCAUCACGUGUCAGUACUGUAAAAAACCGGGGCACACAAAAGAUGUAUGCCGGAAAUUAAAAUAUGUUACCGGAAAAAGGAAUGAAGCAGCUCAAGCAGAGACUUCGGAAAACCAAAAUCAACCGGGCGCUUCCGGCGGACGUCCGGUAGGGAGCAUAAAAAGCGCCGCCAUAUCAUUUCCAGAAUCUUCACAUUAA